AUGGGUGUGCCAGAAACCGACCCACUUUCUCAGCUAAGCUUGCCACCGGGGUUUCGAUUCUAUCCCACAGACGAAGAGCUUCUGGUUCAGUAUCUGUGCCGCAAGGUUGCUGGGUACCAAUUCAGUCUGCAAAUUAUAGCUGAAAUUGAUCUCUACAAGUUCGAUCCAUGGGUUCUACCAAGCAAAGCAAUAUUUGGUGAAAAAGAAUGGUACUUUUUCAGUCCGAGGGACCGGAAAUACCCAAAUGGGUCACGACCUAACAGGGUAGCCGGGUCUGGGUACUGGAAAGCCACCGGCACUGAUAAGAUCAUCACCACUGAAGGUCGAAAAGUUGGGAUAAAAAAAGCUCUGGUUUUCUAUGUCGGCAAAGCCCCCAAAGGCACCAAGACCAAUUGGAUUAUGCACGAGUAUCGUCUAAUCGAACCUUCACGCAAAAAUGGCAGCUCCAAGUUGGAUGAAUGGGUUUUGUGUCGUAUUUACAAGAAGAGCUCGAGCUCAGCUGCGCAGAAGCCCAUGACGACGAGUGUUUCGAGCAUAGAGCACAGCAACGGCUCGUCGUCUUCCUGCUCGUCUCAGCUGGACGACGUGCUCGAGUGGCUGCCGGAGAUUGACGACCGCUCCUUCUCUCUGCCGCGCAUAAACUCGCUCAAAACGCUGCAGCAGCAGCAGGAGGACAGCAAGCUCGGGUUUCAGACGGGUUCUGGAAAUUUCGACUGGGCGAGUCUCGCCGGGUUCAACGUGGUGCCUGAACUGUGUCCCAAUAACCAGCCCCAACAAGGCCAAGGGCAAAUGAAUGUGAACUAUAGCAACAACAAUGACAUGUAUGUCCCUUCGAUCCCGCCGCUCUGCCACGUGGAAUCGCCGCCGGAGAGGCUCGCGAAGACGGUGGACGAGGAGGUGCAGAGCGGGUUCAGAACUCAGCGGGUUGAUAACUCAGGGUUCUUUCAGAACUCGAACGUUAUGACUCAGAACUUUGGCAACCCGACCGACCCGUACGGGUACGGUACCCGAUUCGGCCGGUCGGGUUUGGGGUUUGGCGGUGGGGAAAAGUGA
This is a messenger RNA of Prunus armeniaca (apricot), 1053 nucleotides long. The record is from the annotation of a GenBank genome assembly. NCBI's taxonomy places the organism in Eukaryota, Viridiplantae, Streptophyta, Magnoliopsida, Rosales, Rosaceae.